AUGACAUCGACCGCUUUAGUGUAUAUGAUGACACCAGGUUUGGCCUGUUUCUACGGUGGUCUUGUUGAAAGCAAAAACUUUUUAAAUCAAAUAUUUCUAUCCAUUGUCUGUAUGGCCAUUAUUCCAGUUCAAUGGUGUCUUUUCGGUUACUCGUUCGCCUUUGGACCAGGAAAUUCAGUAUUCGGCUCGUUCAACUACGCUGUACUACGUUCGUUUGGUCUUAACAAUUUCUAUGGUGAAAAUUCAGAUCCAAUGAACUCACUAACAAUUCCAUCAUUAACAUUUGUUUCCUUUCAAUGUGCAUUUGCUAUCAUCACGGCGGCAUUGAUCAGCGGUUCUGUAGUUGGUCGAAUGAAACUCAUACCGUACAUGAUAUUCGUUUUUCUCUGGUCAACAUUUUGCUAUGAUCCAUUGGCAAGAUGGGUCUUUUCCAGACAAGGUUGGCUCAACCGAAUGGGUACAAUCGAUUUUGCUGGCGGUAUAGUUGUUCAUUUUGCCAGUGGUAUAUCGGGGUUGGUCGCCGCUAUUAUUUUGGGCUCACGUUCACACUUCGAUCCGGACGUGCUGAAAACAGGUCAAACACAUCUUCCCUUUACUAUGUUGGGCACUGGCAUGCUCUGGGUCGGUUGGAUGGGAUUCAACGGAGGAUCGGCAGUAGCCGCAAACGGUAUGAAAUAUUGGGGUCGAGUAUAUCUUGCUGUAAUUCUUCUUGAUGUUUUUGGAAAAAAACCAUAA
Messenger RNA from Rotaria sp. Silwood1, 735 nucleotides. The record is from the annotation of a GenBank genome assembly. Lineage: Eukaryota; Metazoa; Rotifera; Eurotatoria; Philodinida; Philodinidae.